UUUCAAAAUACUGACCAAUCAAAUUUACAGUGCAUUGGUGGUAAAUUCAACCUUAUAUCCGGUCAUCAUACUAUUCGUACACAAGUAUAUAUUCAAGAACGUGAACAGAAAGGGAAGAGUAAGAAUGGCGUCAGUGGAAACAAUUACAGCCCUCAAGGGGAUGGCCUCAGACCCAAAGAAAAGAAGUUUCCUUCUCAAGGAUUUGACUUGUAUCGGAGGUCUUAUCAUGGUGCUGUCCAAUCCCGAUGUAAAGGUGGUCACAGUUGCCCUUGAGACCCUGCUUUUGUUGGCUGACAGAGCAGACCACAGAUCAACAUUACGAGAUUUCCUUGGGAUGACAGACCAGCUAGAGACAAUCAUGAGGAGAUCAUCUUACGACAAAAAAGCAUCAAACUUGGCAGAGAAGUUGUAUGUGACCCUGACACAGGUUGACCUGCAAACACCACUGAAAGAUACCUUCAACAGGUCUACAGUGUCUGGACAGUCUAGUAAGAAAAGUAGCACUUCUAAGAACAACCGAAGUGUACUGAAUGGGAGGGCUAAACACAUCAUCUUACAGAUCCGAGGGCUCAUUGACAAGGCUGACCGUGAACUGGUGAUGCGACUGCUCCUACAGGUCAAAGGUGUCGUCAGUAUUACAUUUGAUCUCAACAAGAAGAGAUGCAUCCUCAGGACGAAACAGGAGGUAAAACCAGAGACCUUAGUACAGGCUGUUUCUAAAUCCCAGACAAUGAUAGCUCAGCAGGUCAUCAAAGAUGAUAAUGGUGAAGAGAUGUUGCUGUCAUUUGGGUCGAAUCAUCAGGAAAUGGACAAGGAGAAUACAACCUUGCCAGACUAUCUACCUGACGAAGUGGACAGCCCCGUUCACAAUGGAAAGACUUUGGCUCGUGUGGGGAACGACGGUGACAACAAAUCUUCUGGCUGGCUCAGUACAGCUGCCAGCUUCCUCACCAACUCAUUCUACUGGUGAAGGGGGACCAUUUAACACAGUGACAAUUCUUAGUGCUCUAUUAGUAACAGAGGUAGCUGUGGUUGACAGCACCUUAAUGAAAUGACAGGUCCAUGUAUUGCGUUACCAGCUCAAAAUUUACAAUUUGCAACAGUUAAACUGUACCAUGUUUCAUGUGUGUAUUACAUCCUUACUCUAGGAUGAAAUGUGUAUCUAGUUAUUUUGUAAAAGGAGUCUAGGUCGGUAUGAUAUUGUAUAUACAUUUUUCCAUACAGCGGACUUGUAACAUGAAAGUGUUUUGAUAUUAUCUGGUAAUUUUAUACCAAAGUCAAUCUAAAUUAUUAUUUUGUGAUCUCUUCACAAACUAAGGACUCCUGUGCUUCAGCAUGACAUUUGUUUAACGUCUGCCAUGACAUUUGUUUAACGUCUGCCAUGACAUUUGUUUAACGUCUGCCAUGACAUUUGUUUAACGUCUGCCAUGACAUUUGUUAAACAUCUGCCAUGACAUUUGUUUAAUGUCUGCCAUGACAUUUGUUUAACGUCUGCCUUGACAUUUGUUAAAUGUCUGCCAUGACAUUUUUAAAAAU
Mizuhopecten yessoensis (Yesso scallop) is the source of this 1536-nucleotide messenger RNA. RefSeq names its product armadillo repeat-containing protein 1-like. NCBI's taxonomy places the organism in Eukaryota, Metazoa, Mollusca, Bivalvia, Pectinida, Pectinidae. Bases 125 to 970 code for a protein of 281 amino acids. Gene Ontology annotation, molecular function: metal ion binding. The transcript has 9 exons. The record is from RefSeq and is a predicted model, not a curated record.